Messenger RNA from Cololabis saira (Pacific saury), 1667 nucleotides. It is a transcript of the gene slc2a11l, whose product is annotated as solute carrier family 2 member 11, like. Bases 10 to 1524 code for a protein of 504 amino acids. Gene Ontology annotation, molecular function: hexose transmembrane transporter activity. Gene Ontology annotation, biological process: monosaccharide transmembrane transport. The transcript has 13 exons. NCBI's taxonomy places the organism in Eukaryota, Metazoa, Chordata, Actinopteri, Beloniformes, Belonidae. The record is from RefSeq and is a predicted model, not a curated record. Gene Ontology annotation, cellular component: membrane.
UGCAGAAAGAUGUCAGCUCGAGCUCUGUCACAGCAUUUAUGUCUUCUUCUACAAUAUCCUGUUGUGAUAGCAACCAUUUUUAUAAGUGGUUUUGGAGGGUCAUUUCAGUAUGGAUUCAGUCUGUCUGUGAUGACAUCCCCGUCUGCUUUUAUAAAGCAGCUGCUGAACCAAACAUGUGUGGAAAGAUACAACCUCUUGCUGGAGGAGUGGCAGGUUUCUGUUAUCUGGUCCUGCACAAUAUCCAUUUUCUGCAUUGGGGGGCUAGUGGGGUCACUGGUGGUUACUUCACUGAACACAAGAUUUGGCAGAAAGCGGUGCCUUCUGUUAAACAAUUUUGUGGCUAUUUUUGGAGCUGUAUUGAUGGUUUUGAGCCAAACUGCCAGGUCUUUUGAGAUGAUUAUGGUGGGACGACUUGUCUACGGUAUCAGUGCCGGGGUUGGGAUUUUAGCUCACACAAGAUACCUAAUUGAAUGUGCUCCUACGAAGUUGAGAGGGAUGGUGGGAGUGUCUGUUGCCACCUUCGUUGCUGCUGGAAAGUUCAGUGGUCAGCUGCUAGGGAUCAGAGAGUUACUUGGCACGGAGAAAAACUGGCACUGGCUGCUUGGUUUUAACGGGUUCACUGCAUUGUUCCAGCUCCUCACCCUGCCCUUCUUACCAGAGUCUCCCAGCUUCUUGUUGCUAGAAAGAGGAGACCGAAAGGCUUGUGAGACAGCUUUAAAGAGGCUAUGGGGCGACAAGGAUUUUAGCAAGGUGGUGGGAGAGAUGUUGAGGGAGAAAGCUGCCAUGCAGGGCGUUCGUGACCACUCAGUGUUGGAGCUGUUUCAGAACCCAACAAUUCGCUGGCAGCUCCUCACCAUCAUUGCUACCUUCAUCUCACUGCAGUUUUGUGGCAUCAAUGCUGUCUACUUUUAUUGUUUUGAUGUAUUUCGUGCGGCAGGAAUUGAUGAAGACAAGUUACCUUACGCAGCACUGGGAACAGGCCUGUGUGAAAUGUUAUUCUCUGUAGUCUGUUUCAUGAUGAUCGAGAGUAUUGGCAAAAUGGCCCUGCUGUUCAGUGGGUGUGUAGGAAUGUGUACAGCUUUGAUUCUUCUCAUUGUCUCUCUGUUCCUGCAAAAUCAUGCCUCAUGGAUGCCAUAUUGCAGUAUGGUUUUCAUUUUCAUCUUCAUUUUCUUUUUUUCAUCUGGACCAGCCGCAACGAUAGUCCCACUUCCAGGGGAAAUUUUAACCCAACCAUUCAAAUCAGCUGGAUACACACUCGGCUGCAUCAUCAACUGGGCAGGCCUGUUUGUGCUGGGCAUGGGUUUCCCCAUUUUAGCUGAAAAUAUUGGUAAUUUUUGCUUCAUUAUAUUUCCGGUUGUCUGCAUCCUUUGCGGGUUGCACAUAAAAUGUAAUGUCCCUGAGACCAAGAAUCGGACAAUACUGGAGAUCACUGCAGAGUUUGAGAGGAUGCACUCCAAAGCAUCAAAAAAGCAAUCCACUGAAGGGGACCACGGUGGAAUCACAAUACAUGAGACCAAACUCUGAUCGGAUAUGUGGAGUUUUUAAACUCUUUGGAACUGCCAUUCUUUCUAAAUUGAGAUUCAGACCAGAAUCAGAACCAAACACGGAGAAGCAGGAUUCAGCUUUUAUGCUCCACAGAUCUGGAACAAACUUCUAGAAAACUGCAG